Molecule: messenger RNA, 980 nt
Organism: Hemibagrus wyckioides
Lineage: Eukaryota; Metazoa; Chordata; Actinopteri; Siluriformes; Bagridae
Gene: rbpms2b
Product: RNA binding protein, mRNA processing factor 2b
Exons: 7
Coding region: 379-978 (199 amino acids)
Biological process (GO): negative regulation of smooth muscle cell differentiation
Molecular function (GO): protein homodimerization activity; mRNA binding
Source: RefSeq, a predicted model, not a curated record
CCUGUGAUUGCUGCCUUUGAAGACCUUCACAUCUUCACUGAUGACCUAAUUUGCGCGCAGAGGGCAACAUGGCACAGGGUUCUCCGUGUGCUCCCGUUUUGUACACCUUUAAAACGAUAUAAAUGUGAGCAGCAGUAAAGACGCCACUUCUUCCACUUUCUCUUCCCCACGGUGCACUUUUUCCACCUUUUCAUCCCUCCACCAACUCACCUUCAGUUCCUUCAGUUCCUUUUCCUUCACCUGCUACUUUUCGGGUUUGGCACCGCCGCACCACCAGCGCGCACUUUGACACACUGGAUGCACCUCAGCAUCGGAAAGGGGAUCAAAGUUUGUCUGCUGUUUUUGAGUGUUUUUUUUUAAAGUUCUCCAACCACCAAGAUGAGUGUCAAAUCCGACUCCGAGGCCAACAACAACGUUGUUGAAGAGGAGGUGCGAACACUCUUUGUAAGUGGCUUGCCAACAGACAUCAAACCUCGGGAACUCUACCUCCUAUUUAGACCAUUUAAGGGUUAUGAAGGUUCUCUGAUCAAGUUAACAUCAAAGCAGCCUGUUGGGUUUGUAACCUUUGACAGUCGGUCUGGCGCUGAAGCGGCAAAAAACUCCUUAAAUGGCGUUCGAUUUGACCCUGAGAACCCGCAGACCCUUCGUUUAGAGUUUGCUAAAGCCAACACGAAGAUGGCAAAGAGUAAGCUGAUGGGCACGCCGAACCCCACAAAUAUCCACCCAGCUCUAGGGGCACACUUCAUAGCACGGGACCCAUAUGAUCUGACCGGGGCAGCGCUGAUUCCUGCAUCUCCAGAGGCCUGGUCUCCAUACCCACUGUAUACAGCAGAGCUGAGCCCUGGGCUUCCCCACACUGCCUUCACCUACCCUGCUGCUGCAGCAGCCGCUGCAGCUCUCCAUGCCCAGAUGCGUUGGUAUCCAGCAGCAACGUCUGAGUCCUCCCAACCUGGAUGGAAAUCAAGGCAGUUCUGUUAGAG